Messenger RNA from Diachasmimorpha longicaudata, 1549 nucleotides. RefSeq lists its product as uncharacterized. The coding region runs from base 146 to 1267 and encodes 373 amino acids. Lineage: Eukaryota; Metazoa; Arthropoda; Insecta; Hymenoptera; Braconidae. The record is from RefSeq and is a predicted model, not a curated record. The transcript has 2 exons.
AUAUAUGAAACAUAUAAUAUAAGCGAUGAGGUGCAGGGAAAGUGCCAGGCUAUUAUGCCGUUGGGUAUAUAAGGCUGGGACGUAGAAAACGAAGCGGUUCAGUCAGUGGUUCAGCGCCGCACUAAAAACACACGUAAGCCGCAGAAUGAAAAUGAAGAUUCAAUUAGCCCUUGUGGCGCUCUUGGCACUCUCUCAGAGUACCUGGGUGUACUGCGAGGAGACAGCUGCCUCGAAGAAGCUAGAAGAUUCAUCAGUGGAGGCUGCAGAAUCCCUAGUGGAGAAGAAGACGGAGAAACGCGGACUCGGUCACAGUUACGGAGAUUUGGGGAGUAGUUAUGGGGGUGGAUAUGGGGGUGGUUACGAGUCACAUGGACACGAGGAGCACGUUAAAACCGUGACAAUUGAAAAGAAAAUUCCAGUGCCGGUUGAAGUAACGAAACAUGUACCUUAUCUGGUGGAGAAGCCAGUGCCUUACGAGGUCAAAGUCGGUGUUCCGCAACCCUAUACCGUGGAGAAGCACGUUCCAUAUCCUGUUAAAGUAUUCGUAAAAGUACCUGUUCACGUGCCUCAGCCGUACACUGUUGAGAAAAAAGUACCAUACGAAGUUAAAGUACCUGUUGAUAGACCAUACGAGGUCAAGGUUCAUGUGCCUCAGCCCUACGUAGUUGAAAAGCACGUUCCAGUACCGGUCAAGGUACCCGUUCCACAGCCCUACACAGUUGAAAAACACGUGCCUUAUCCCGUCAAAGUGAAGAUUCCAGUACCAGCGCCCUAUCCAGUGGAGAAACCAGUGCCUUAUGAAGUCAAGGUACCAGUUGACAGACCAUAUCCAGUACAUGUACCAAAACCAUAUCCAGUUACUGUUGAAAAACCCUACCCAGUACCUGUUGACAAACCAGUACCAUAUGAGGUUAAAGUACCUGUUGACAGACCAUAUCCAGUUCCCGUAGAAAAACCCUAUCCAGUACCAGUCAAAGUACCCGUACCACAGCCCUACACCGUCCACAAACACGUACCAGUACCAGUUGAGAAGCCCUAUCCAGUGCCGGUUAAAGUACCUGUUGACAAGCCAUACUUUAUUGAGAAAGAAGUACCAGUACCUGUUGAAAAAGAGGUGCCUGUUCCCGUCAAAGUUCCAGUUCAUGUACCUGUUCAUGUGCAUCACGAAGAGUAUCACGGUGACAUCGGUGGUGGUGAUUUUGGGGGUGAUCACGGCGGUUUCCAGCCUUCCUAUGGGUCUGAAGGUGGCGAGUACCAUCAUCAUUAAUAAAAAUUGUCGUUACUCUUUAUUGUUAAAUUAAAAAAUUUAAGAGCUUCUGUACCUUAAUCAAUUCUCACUGUUAUCUGGAAGAUUUUGUUACAUGUGAUAAAUAUUUUCAUGUACUGAAGAAUGUGGGAGGUAAUUCAACUCCUCCUUCGUGUCGCCCUUAUCUCAAUUAUGUAAUAUAACUCGUAGUAAAACGAUGUGUCAACAAACUGAGCUCCAAAGGAUGAAUUUUAUAUUUUUGUACUAUAAAUAAAUUUGAAUAAAGAUGAAUUAUUCACCAAA